Messenger RNA from Vitis vinifera (wine grape), 2327 nucleotides. RefSeq names its product glucan endo-1,3-beta-glucosidase 8. NCBI's taxonomy places the organism in Eukaryota, Viridiplantae, Streptophyta, Magnoliopsida, Vitales, Vitaceae. Gene Ontology annotation, biological process: carbohydrate metabolic process. The coding region runs from base 769 to 2226 and encodes 485 amino acids. The record is from RefSeq and is a predicted model, not a curated record. The transcript has 2 exons. Gene Ontology annotation, molecular function: hydrolase activity, hydrolyzing O-glycosyl compounds. Gene Ontology annotation, cellular component: plasma membrane.
GCCAUAUAAUGAGUAAAGAAAGACUUCCCUCUUGUCACGACCACGUGGCUUCAGGCUGGAAAGGCCAGAUUUUGAAGGGCUAUCUUCAAAAUCCUUUUCAAAAGUAGUCAAUGGCUGUUCAAGCUAAGUUUAUUACAUGGCCUCCAACUGUACAUCCAUCAACAAUCUCUAGUUUACACAAUGCGAGGUGGGUUUUGAUCCACCAACCGUUAACGGAAAGAGAAUUGAUUUGUUCCUCAAGUUGCAAAAAUGAAAAGACUUGUAUUGUUGUCCUACCAAGAUGGGCAAUUGGGAAAAGUUUGGUGGAAGGACGAAGCAUUACUCUCUUCAGAAUUUGCUGUAGAAUUGCUGUGAUUCACGUGAAAGACAACUUCUUUAUGUUUCACCUUUACACUAACAAGAGACUCGAAGCCUGAGAGCAAUUGGAACGAUCAAAUUCCAAAGGGGCGCGUUGGCAUAACUGAAUAACUGAAUUAAGGAAGGAAUCUUCCAUUCCCUUUUCUGCUUUUUGUCUGGCCAACCUCCUUUCAGAUUUUUCACCUUCUCCCUGAAGGUUUCUCAAAAGCCAAACAUUAAAAAUUUGAGAAAGCAAAAAAGGGCCUUUUCUCUACUUGUAUAAAGGAGUGCAUCAAACAACCAGAAAAUUCCCCCCCCCCCCCUUCUCUCUCACUCUCUCUCUCCCAAUCAUUUGGCAGCUCUUGUUGAUUCUUGAUUCAAGAAAGAACAAGUUUCAAAGAGACCGGUCAAAGAUUCAUCAAAGAAAAGAGAAUGGGGGAGGCAAGAUUGAGCUGUUACCAUCUCUUGGUACUGUUUCUUGUGAUGUGGAUGAGCAUGCGGUCAAGUGGGUUUGGUGUUGGGGUGAACUGGGGAACCAUGGCAACCCACCAGCUGCCACCAGAGAAGGUGGUUAGAAUGCUGAAGGAUAAUGGGUUCCGCAAGCUGAAGCUGUUUGAGGCUGAUGAGAGGAUCUUAGAGGCUUUAACUGGAACUCAUAUAGAGGUGAUGCUCGCAAUACCCAAUUACAUGUUGCCGGAGAUGAGUGAGGACCCCUCUGUUGCUACUUCCUGGGUGCAGGCUAAUGUCAGUAGUUAUAGCUACGCUGGUGGAGUCAACAUCAAGUAUGUUGCUGUGGGCAAUGAACCCUUCCUUCAAACAUACAACGGCACCUUCCUAAAAUAUACACUACCAGCCCUCAAGAAUAUCCAGCAAGCCUUAAACAAUGAAGCGCUUGAGUCGGUCAAGGCCACAGUCCCCUUCAAUGCCGACAUCUACUACUCUCCUGACUCCAACCCAGUUCCAUCCGCUGGCGACUUCCGAGCAGAAGUCAGGGACCUCACCAUUGAAAUAAUCCAAUAUCUACAUUCAAAUGAUGCCCCUUUCACUGUCAACAUCUACCCAUUCCUCAGCCUGUAUGGCAACGCUUACUUCCCCAUGGACUACGCCUUCUUCGAUGGCUCAAACAAACCCAUAAAAGAUGGCAACAACGUCUACACAAACGUGUUUGACGCAAAUUUCGACACUCUUGUAUGGGCACUAGACAGAGCCGGAUACCCAGAUGUGAAGAUCAUUGUCGGAGAAGUAGGGUGGCCAACAGACGGCGAUAAGAACGCCAAUGUAAAAAAUGCAAAGAGAUUCAACCAGGGUUUGAUCCAUCAUGUUCUGAGUGGGAAAGGAACCCCAGCUCGAAAGGGUAAAAUUGAAGCUUAUCUAUUCAGUCUGAUCGAUGAGAAUGCCAAAAGCAUUGCGCCAGGGUGCUUUGAGAGACACUGGGGGAUUUUCGAGUAUGACGGGAAGCCAAAGUAUGAAUUAGACGUAUCAGGGUCAAGGGAGAACAAGGGUCUAGUUGCAGCAGAAGGCGUGAAGUACAUGGUAAGGAGGUGGUGUGUGUUGAACCCCAAUACAGAUGAUUUGGAGGACUUACCAGAUAGUAUUAACUACGCAUGUUCCAUGUCUGACUGCACUGCUUUGGGCUAUGGCUCUUCUUGUAAUCAUCUCAGUGUGGCUGGUAAUGCUUCUUAUGCCUUCAACAUGUAUUAUCAAGUUAACAAUCAGCAGAGUUGGGACUGCGAUUUUUCGGGUUUGGGCAUAGAGACAGAGGAGGAUCCCUCCGAUGAUGAGUGCCUGUUUCCGGUGAUGAUUGCCCAUGGCUCUUCACUGGCACUGCAUAGACUGGAUUUUUUGGCGUCAAUUGUAGGAGGGUGGAUGGUGUUUUUGCUUAUGGUAUAAUAGGAAAAGCUUCAGGAGUCUGUCCUGGUUAUUUCUUUCAAAGGAGAUUUAUGAGCCUGUAGGCUAUAGGUUAUUAUAAAACUGAUUGCUUUGUCAGUGAA